Sclerotinia borealis F-4128 is the source of this 384-nucleotide messenger RNA. The record is from the annotation of a GenBank genome assembly. NCBI's taxonomy places the organism in Eukaryota, Fungi, Ascomycota, Leotiomycetes, Helotiales, Sclerotiniaceae.
AUGUACAAAGCUCUCAACAAAUCCCGGGCUUUUGUUCCACGCACACCAUCAACUUCCCAAAUUACAAAUACGAUUCAUGGGCAUAGACUCAGUACAUAUGAACCACGAAGAUCCGAGCCCAAGUGGAACUUAGCAAGAGGAAAGCCAGCAAAGUCAGACCUGAAAGAACCUCAAAACCCCUCCAUCGGACUCAAUUUCAAGGAACUUGGCGCUACGAGAACGGUCAGAUGGGUGGUGAUUGUGGUCAUUUCGAUUGCUAGUAUGAUGGAGACAAUGUUUUGGACCAAGGUACUGAUGAGGAAGUUGGGGUGGGGAAAAGGAAAUCAGAGGGAAGAGAUGGUGGGAGAAGAGGGGGAGGAAGAGGAAAAGAAAGGGGAAGAGUAA